UAUGUUUUUCCGAUUUCCUGUACAAUUUCUUAAUCAUUCCUUCCAAAACGUCCUUUUCUUUCGUUGCUUAAUUUGUUUGGCUGUUGUAUGGAGCACUUCUUCCUCUUCAAUUUCUUCAUUUUCCAGCAAGAUCAUAGUAUUUUCCAAAUGGAUUGUCGUUUUUUAAAUAUCUCCUCCUCCUUUCUUCUUCUUCUUCUUCUUCGUCUCCGUCUCUUAUUACUUGUUCAAACGAGGCCAACUAUGGGCAGAGUUGUUUGAUUUUUGACAAGGGUCCAGUUUUUUUUAUGCUAAUCGAGUCUAAUUUUCAUCUUCUUGGAAUAUUAUUGUAUAUUAAUUCAAACAGUUUCUCCAACUCUAAUAUGGGUGUGUAGUCUUUCAUUAUAUAUUUCGAAAUUUGUCUUUUUUUCGUUUUCCCCUGACAUUUAAGUUUCUCUGGCUUUCGAAAUAGCAUUUAGUCAAAAAAAAAAAAAAAAAUCUUUUUGAAACUGGCUUUCUGCUAUGGUGUCUUUCAUAUUUUUUUCUUUAAAGAUCAUUUUCAUCGACAAAUUUAUUUAUUUUCAUUACAUCAAUGCCAAAUUUUAAUUAAAAUUUCCUCUAUUUUUGAGUUCUGGGUUAAGGCAGUUGCAGAGCGCAGCCCAUUAGUAUCCCUUUCUUUUUGUGCAUUUAUUUUUCCCUCCACUUUAAACCUUUAUCUUCUUUUGGUGUGACCUGACCUCUUGCGUUGGUAACUGGUUGUCAUCAUACUACCGAAAGAACAUUUUCGCAAUCAUCUACUUCUUGUUUAUCUGCAUUAAUAUUCAGGUUAUAUAUAUAUAUUUCUUGGUUUUUUGGGCUUGUUUAAUGAGUAACAAAGCCUGUAAUUUUGAUGAUUUUCCAUCACAGUUUUUUGUCAAUUCAACCGAAAGUCUUUUUGAAAAAACAAGGACUUUAAAGAAAAAUGUUAACCUAAAGUUUAUUUACCUAAACCCAAACAUUGCUGAACAAAUUUAUUCACCACUUUGAACUUUGAAAAAUUUAAAAUAUAAGUCUCACACUCCUACACAUAAUUUAAAAAUAUAUAAUUUUUAUGGAGCACGACUCUUGAGCUUUAGCUGGUAGUUUUGCAAAUGACCUCUUGGUCAAAAGUUCCGUCAUGUCUUUCAUUCCUUCUUCAAAUUAAAUUUCUUUCUUUAUUUUCUAAAAAGAUCUCGUGGCUGGUAUAUCUGAAAAAAAAGCUAGUUGGGUUCUUGGGUUUGUGGAGAAUUCAUAGAGAAGGCCCAAAAGAAUCCCCUUUCUUCCUUCUAUUGUCUAACUUCGGAUUGUUCUCGACCUAUUUCUGACUUAAUAAGAAAGAAAAGCAUCAAGGCUUUUGAAGUUGUUGGAUGUGAAAAAUUCUUCAAACUAGCUGCUUUGAGCAUGACUCUCGUGACAUCCUCUCCUCUUCUGCUUCUGUUUCUUGCUCUCUAAGGUUUUAGAUUUACUAAACUUUCUUUCCCUUCAAACAGCCCGGGAAAUCCUUAUGAAUCUGAAGAAAACUACACAGGGAUACCACUUUGAUUUCCAUUUCAGUUCGAGCCUAAAGAAUUCCUGAGUGAGGAGGGAAAUCAAAAGUGGGAGAUGGGAUGUUCCACAUCAAAGCUGGAUGAUGAAGAGGCAGUUCAGCUUUGUAAAGAUCGGAAGAGAUUGAUCAAAGAGGCUGUUGAGCAGAGAAGUCGAUUUGCCUCUGGACACAUAGCCUAUAUUCAGUCCUUAAAAAGAGUUUCAGCUGCUCUUCAUGAUUAUAUCGAAGGGGAUGAGCCUCGUGAGUUCUUAUUAGAUUCAUUCAUAACCCCACCUGUAAAGAAAUCCAGACCUGGUUUCAUCACUAUAUCAUCCAAAACCUUAUCGUCAACACCAAUUCAGUCUCAGCCUAAUUCAUGUUUGAAAAUAAAUUACCUAAGACCGGGUGGGGAGCCAGCUGUGUUUGUUGAGGAGAGACCUCAAUCACCAGAGACUGUCCGAGUUGAAACUUACUCGCCAAUGCACCCUUAUGGCAACGAUGGCUUUUUUGGGACACAGUCCAUGAGUUCUUCAUUCUUCUCUUAUUCCCCUAACAAUGGACCCAAUAUUCCCCCAUCUUCACCUCAAACAUCCCAAUGGGAUUUCUUUUGGAAUCCAUUUUCAUCAUUGGACUACUAUGGCUACCACACAGGUAGUAAUCUUGAUCAUACAGUCAUGUAUGAUGAUAUUAGAGGUCUAAGGCAGGUCCGAGAAGAAGAAGGGAUUCCAGAAUUAGAAGAAGAAACUGAACAAGAAGAAUCUGAUUAUAAGGUAAACCUGACCGAUGAAAGAACUAAACCUGAUAUAAAUUUCCCAAGAGAAGGAAUUGUUGAAGAUAUCGAUGAGGAUGAGGAUGAAGACGAAGACGAAGAUGAUGAGGAAGAAAUAGAUGGUGAAACUGAAACUGAGCAUCAGGAGGCAGGCUUACAAUCGCAUCGUGCAACCAUGGAUCUAUCAAAAGCUCAAACCACGGGAAAAGUUGAAAUUAACAAUCAAGAAAUGGCAAUCGGAGAUCAAGAAUCCAAGGAAGAAACACCAGGUUUUACUGUUUAUGUUAACCGCAGGCCAACGAGCAUGACAGAAGUUGUCAAGGAUCUUGAAACUCAAUUCAUGAUUGUUUGCAAUUCAGCCAAUGAGGUUUCGGCAUUGUUGGAGGCUAGCAGAGCUCAUUAUGCAUCAAACAACAAUGAACUCACACCCUUGAAAAUGUUGAACCCAGUAGCUUUAUUCCGCUCAGCUUCAUCUCGUUCGUCCUCAUCAAGAUUUUUAGUUAAAUCUUCGAGUUCUAGAGACAAAGGAUAUGAAAGCAGUAGUGACUAUUCGGAGGAAUCUUGCUUGUGUUCAGGUAGUCACCAAUCAACAUUGGACAGAUUAUAUGCUUGGGAGAAGAAACUCUAUGACGAAGUCAAGUCUAGCGAAAAGGUUCGAAUUGCUUAUGACAAGAAACGUAUGCAACUCAGGAACCAAGACAUCAGAGGAGACGACCCCACUGCAGUUGAUAAAACAAGGGUAGCCAUCAGAGAUCUACAUACCCAGAUAAAGGUUUCGAUACACUCAGUUGAAGCUAUUUCGAAGAGGAUCGAAGCUCUAAGGGAUGAAGAAUUGCAGCCUCAACUUCUUGAAUUAGCACAAGGGUUGGCAAAGAUGUGGAAAGUAAUGGCAGAGUGUCAUCAGUCACAGAAGCGGACAUUAGACGAAGCCAAGCUAUUACUAGCAGGAAUGCCUUCAAAAAUAGAUGCGAGAAAACACUAUUACAUGUCAUUAACUGAGCCUCACAGGCUGGCCCGUUCAGCUGCCAAUCUUGAGACAGAACUCAGGAAUUGGCAAGUCUGUUUUGAGUCAUGGAUCACUUCUCAACGAUCCUAUGUGCAUGCUCUAACUGGCUGGCUAAUCCGGUGUGUCGGGUCUGAUCCUGACACUUCAAAACCACCUUUCUCUCCUCGCCAGUCCAGCGGAACCCUUCCAAUAUUUGGACUUUGCAUCCAAUGGUUGAAAAUCUUCAAUGAGAUCCGAGAAACACCAGUGCUUGAUGGACUUGACUUUUUUGCAGCUGGGAUGGGGUCUCUCUAUGCUCAGCAGCAAAGGGAGGAUUCUCGUCGUACACCAUUUGGAUCAAAGAGAUAUGGUUUGGAGGAAUUUGAAGGGAAUAUGAAAAUGGUGGAGGUUGGUCAGGUUGAAGAAGAAGGAAUGACUGCCGAGAAAAUGGCUGAAGUUGCAAUAAGGGUGCUUUGUGCUGGAAUGUCAGUUGCUAUGACCUCACUGACAGAAUUCUCAGUCACUUCUGCUGAGAGAUACGAAGAACUCGUUAAGCAAUGGGAGAAUACCAAGAGGCUACACAGUUCGAGUGGCACUGAAAUUUAACAUGGAAUUUUGUUGCGUAUUUCAAUAAUUGUGUAUCCAUGUAAUAUGACAAAUUUAACUUCUUCAAUUUGCCGUAA
This is a messenger RNA of Juglans regia (Persian walnut), 3956 nucleotides long. Its product is annotated as protein ALTERED PHOSPHATE STARVATION RESPONSE 1-like. The record is from RefSeq and is a predicted model, not a curated record. NCBI's taxonomy places the organism in Eukaryota, Viridiplantae, Streptophyta, Magnoliopsida, Fagales, Juglandaceae. The coding region runs from base 1597 to 3879 and encodes 760 amino acids. The transcript has 4 exons.